CCCUAAUUCCAUCUGAUUCAGCUUCAGCCUUGUAAUGCCUAUCUAUCUCAUUUCUCCUCGCCAUUAUCGUUCAUCCGUAAAUUUCUCGAUCUGCCGUAUCUAAUUUGUAGCGUCAACAAAUAUUUGCAAUCCAAUCCCCAAGACUCUGAAGGACCAUACUAGUUCGGCCUGCUUACUUCUUAUACAAUGGUUGGCUGAGCUCUGUGAUGUUGAAUUCAACAAUGCUUCUUGAGUUCUGGACUUGGAAGAACUUUAUAGGAUUGUUUACGCUUGAAAGAAUUUUCUAGCUGUAGAGAGAUGUCUCCAGCUUCCAAAUCUAAACCAAAAGACAAGAAAGCCAGCAAAGAAGUACAGAAGCCUGCACCAAGGUCGACAGGACCUGCUGCUGCUGGUAGUAGCGGUGUUCCCGCUACUGCAUAUAAUCCUCUUUCAGGAACCUUCCAUGCACUUGAACCAACAGUAUCUGUUUCUUCACCUCUUCAUUCCAGUGAUCGAUUCAGGAACAUAGAUGAUACAGAUGCUCAAUCUGGGGUUCUACUUUCUUCGGUGGCAGAGUACGAUACUGUUUCGAAUACUGGUAGCUGGUCUGGGGAGUCAGAGGAUCAUAAAGACAAAAGGUCUAACCCUACUGUGAGGCCAGAAACAAUCCCAGGGGCAGACAUUGAUAAACGAGAAAAAACCCGUCUUAAGAAUGAGAAGAAGCAUCAACGUCAAAAAGAGAGACGUGCCCAGGAAUUGCAGGAACGCUGCACUGGCUACCUUAUGUCCAGAAAGCUUGAUGCUCUUGCUCAGCAAUUAGUUUCUAUGGGCUUUUCGCAAGAUCGGGCGACCGUAGCUCUCAUGCUAAACGAAGGCAAUAUAGAGGAGUCAGUUGCAUGGCUUUUGGAAGGUGGUGAAGAGGCAGAUGAUCCGGUUAAUCAAGAUCUUGGUGGGCACAAUUUAAAACUUGACAUUUCAGAAGAGCUUGCCCGUAUAGCAGAUUUGGAAGCACAUUAUAAGUGUACAAAACAAGAAGUUGAGAGAGCUGUUGUUGCUUCUGAAGGUGAUCUGGAGAAGGCAGCUGAAUCCUUGAGAGAAUUGAAGCUCGAUCCGCCUCCUGCUGCUGCUGCUGCUCCUCCUCCUCCUCCUAAGCCCGAAAAAACUGUCGACCCUCCGACCGCUUUGAGCAGUAAGUUUCCUGGUAAUACUAAUCAAGCCUUAAGACCACAAGCGAACCUCAAUCCUCAUUCAAUUCAACAAAGAAAGGAGGAGAAGGAUUUUAAUUACACCAAAGGAGCAAUUACAGCCGGUAUGUCUAUUGCCAAGAAUAUACCGCAGCCUCCGAGGAGGAGUCAGCCAAAGAUGGAAUGGGGAAAUUAUGAACAGAUCACAACUGAUAAAAGGUGGUCAAGUGCAGGAACUAGCCCCGUUUCCUUCUCUUUGGCAUCACCACCCUCUCAAUUGUCAUCUCCACCAUCCAGGAACGAAACUCGUAGUUUAACAACUGGAACCGAGUUUAGUAGUCUUCAAUCUGGUCCAGCGAGAGAACCCAGUUCGGUAGUACAGGGUCGGAACCCGUCAUUGCUCACCAAGCCAGCUUCUGUUGGUACUAUAAGUUCAUCACCUCCUGCUGGUCGGUAUUCGACGUCGUCUAGUGGGUUUAUGCCGCAGAUUCGCAGCUCAACAAGUUUCAAGGCUAGUGACAUGACCUCUAAUCAGAUGUAUCCUCAAGUUCAGUAUCAGCAGCAGCAGCAACAACAACAGCGACAUUUUAUCCCUGAAGCCACCCACAGCACUGCUCCAUGGAGCAGAACAGGUGCAUCAUCUCCCAUAGCACCUGCAACCUCCCUUGGACUGUUUUCAGGAGCAAGUUCAACCCAAUCAGGGUUGACGUCUCCCAUAGAUUGGAACACGGGUUGCUCGAUGCCUAAUUUAGACUACACCGACAUAGACUGGUCGGUGGAUAGAUCUUCAGCCCGACCUGGUGGUUUGCUGCAGGGGCUGAAUUCCUCCUAUGUUCCAAAUAAUCCGCACAUUUAUGAAUCAAAUACCUCUCGAUUGGUGGAUGCUCGGCCAUUUGGGCAGUCAGGUACUUCUAAUUUCAACAGAGAUCCAACUGGAGGCGCUACCGAAACAUCAGCUAAUAGUUCUAGAGAGUGGACUUCUCCGUUCGAAGGGAACGAUAUUUUCAGUUUUCCUAGACAGUUUGUCUAUUCUCCUCCAUUAGAGGAGAAGAAAUUUUAUGAUAAUAAACCAAAUUAAAAGAAGAAAAACAAAGUGAGUUUGAUUGAUUUUUUGUUCCUUCUUUUUAGAUUCAUGUCGAAAUAUCGUUCCUAUUUUCGUUU
Cucurbita pepo subsp. pepo (vegetable marrow) is the source of this 2324-nucleotide messenger RNA. RefSeq lists its product as uncharacterized. Gene Ontology annotation, molecular function: protein binding. The record is from RefSeq and is a predicted model, not a curated record. Lineage: Eukaryota; Viridiplantae; Streptophyta; Magnoliopsida; Cucurbitales; Cucurbitaceae.